AUGGCUGGUGUAGCUAAACUAUUCGAUGGUCAUAUUCUCGAUAAAUCCAACAGAAACGUCGAUCUCAAUGAUGACAGAUAUAAAGGAAAAGUCAUCGGUCUUUACUUCAGUGCUCAUUGGUGUCCACCUUGUCGUGGUUUCACUCCAAUUCUGGUCGAUUUCUAUAACAAAUAUGGUUCAGAAAAGAAAUUAGAGAUUAUCUUCAUAAGUUCUGAUAAUGAUGAAGGAUCAUUCAAUGAAUAUUAUCAAGAAAUGCCCUGGUUAACAUUGGAUUUCAAAGAACGCGAGAAGAAAAAUGAAUUAGACGAGAAAUUUCAAGUCGAUGGAAUUCCAACAUUGAUUUUACUCGAUGGAAAUAGUGGAAAUAUUCUUUGUAAAGAUGCAAGACAAGAAAUUCAAUUCAAUGAUAAACAAGGUGAUCGAUUUCCUUGGACAAGCUCAUCAGAAGCAACAAAAAAAUCUUCUCGAUCGUGUAUUUGUUGUUAA
Adineta ricciae is the source of this 486-nucleotide messenger RNA. The record is from the annotation of a GenBank genome assembly. Lineage: Eukaryota; Metazoa; Rotifera; Eurotatoria; Adinetida; Adinetidae.